CCACAAACCACUUUUGGCCUUUGACUCAAUACACGAGCCACACUACACCUCUUCUCGUUCGUGGUCGUGGCAGACUGGCACUUGUGCCAUGGAUUCGUCGCUCCAUACAAAAAUUAUAUGCCGCCUUCAUUGUACCUUUUGAACUCUUUUACAUCAGUCUUUCAAUCUUUUCCUUAAUUUCCAUUUUCGGUAAAGAAUUCACACCUCCACUUCAUCUUAUCUGUUUCCUCCCCAACGCUUAUAUUCAAGAAUUCCCUUGUGAUUCUUUCCCCCAUAAGAAUUGGUUGCCCAAGUUUUAAUUUUGCUCUCAGCAUGCGCUACUGCAUAUCCAGGAUUGUCAAAUGGCAUCCGGGUCUGAGGAAUUUCAGCUCCGCCAACAGUACCUUGACGUCUCACAUUCUACAAAACAGCAAUGAUGGACUAACUUCAACAAGUGACAUUAAUGAUGGAACCGUUUCAAAGAUGUAUGGUACUUCAUGUGAAAAGUUUCCAGCGGAUGAACCUGUUUCCAACAUGCUUGUUGAUUCAUUUGGGAGGCAACAUACUUAUUUAAGAAUCUCAUUGACAGAACGUUGUAAUUUGCGAUGCCAGUACUGUAUGCCUGCUGAAGGUGCAGAGCUAACUCCGAGCCCUCAACUUCUCUCAAAGAACGAGAUUGUGCGCCUAGCAAAUUUAUUUGUCAGUGCAGGUGUUAAAAAGAUUCGCCUGACUGGUGGGGAGCCCACGAUUAGGAAGGACAUUGAUGAUAUUUGCCUACAGCUUUCAAACUUAAGAGGGCUAAAAACGCUUGCUAUGACUACUAACGGAAUCACCCUGGCAAAUAAGCUUCCAAGAUUAAAAGAAUGUGGACUUAGUUUGCUAAACAUAAGUUUAGACACAUUGGUUCCAGCAAAGUUUGAAUUCAUGACUCGGCGGAGAGGACACGAAAGAGUGUUGAAAUCCAUUGAUGCUGCUAUAGAGUUGGGAUAUAGUCCCGUCAAAGUAAACUGUGUUGUAAUGCGCGGUUUCAAUGAUGAUGAAAUAUGUGAUUUUGUUGAAUUGACGCGUGAAAAGCCAAUAAAUGUAAGGUUUAUCGAGUUCAUGCCUUUUGAUGGGAAUGUCUGGAAUUCGAAGAAACUAGUACCUUACGCUGAAAUGUUGGAUAUUGUGGUAAGGUCAGGCAAAGAACUCCAACGAAUUCAGGAUCACCCAACCGAGACAGCGAAGAAUUUCAGGAUUGAUGGGCAUCAGGGAACAGUUUCUUUUAUCACGUCAAUGACUGAGCAUUUUUGUGCUGGUUGCAACAGACUGAGACUUUUAGCUGAUGGGAACUUUAAAGUUUGCCUCUUUGGUCCCUCAGAGGUUAGCUUGAGGGACCCCCUGCGCCGUGGUGCUGAUGAUAAUGAACUUGAGGAGAUUAUUGGAGCAGCGAUAAAAAGAAAGAAAGCAGCUCAUGCUGGGAUGUAUGACAUUGCGAAGACUCCCAACAGACCAAUGAUACAUAUUGGUGGCUAGAAAUCAUCAUGCCAUCUGCACUAUCCUGUAUGACUUCCAUCAGUAUAACUUGCUCCCCAGAAACUACAUGGAGAAAUUAGUUCUCCCUCAUAGCUGACCACACACUGAAGAAAAAGAAGAUGGGAAUAAAUGAGAACCUCUGCAGAAAGAGAUGGCCAAUUUUGAUGUAAAAUAUUACAUUAUAGUUAUUGCAAGAAUUUAUUGAACAAUAUAAAUCUUUUUCAUGUUUCAUGUAUUUUGGGUAAUACAAUUUCCAAUUUUCUCUACAUUUCUUGUAAGGCAUAUGAUCCUCUUCUACAGAGAGAGAGAGAGAGAGAGAGAGAGAGAGAGAGAGAGAGAGAGAGAGAGAGAGAGAGAGAGAGAGAGAGUUCAGACUGGCCAUACUUGUUUACCAGUGCAUUAAUAGUAUAGGUCUUUUGUAUCUAUAUACAAUUCCUUUUUGGAGCAUAUGGCAUUAUUUACAACUAUAAUAGUUCACUUUA
Salvia miltiorrhiza (redroot sage) is the source of this 1976-nucleotide messenger RNA. Its product is annotated as GTP 3',8-cyclase, mitochondrial. NCBI's taxonomy places the organism in Eukaryota, Viridiplantae, Streptophyta, Magnoliopsida, Lamiales, Lamiaceae. The record is from RefSeq and is a predicted model, not a curated record. Gene Ontology annotation, biological process: Mo-molybdopterin cofactor biosynthetic process. The coding region runs from base 313 to 1494 and encodes 393 amino acids. Gene Ontology annotation, molecular function: cyclic pyranopterin monophosphate synthase activity; 4 iron, 4 sulfur cluster binding; metal ion binding. The transcript is spliced from 7 exons.